CAGACGGUCUACUGUCAAAUUUAAAUUUAAGAAAAUUAAUUAACCAUAGUUUGUAAACAUUAUAUUUUUUUUAAUAUUUAAAAAAUGGAAGAAGUUGAUAACAUUAUAAUUCAUACGUUAAAAAAUAUAGGAUGUGACAUUGAUGAAGAGAUUGUUAGCUUAAAACAAUUCACCGAUGAAAUAAUUGUAAAAGCUGUGAUAUGUUGUCUAGAAGCAAUUACUCCAGGAACAGGAUUGCCAAAAAUACUACCGGCUUCAAUGAGUUUACGAUUACGUACAGCCACAUCAAUUGCAGAAAUGAUUAAGGACUUAGGAUAUAGGGGAGAUAUGGGUUACCAAACUUUAUUGUAUUCAAAUGAAGUUGAUAUUCGACGUAUGUUUAUGUUUUUAGUUGAGCGUUUGCCAAGAGAUACAGAUAAAGCUGGUGGUCAUGUCAAAGUAAAAGGUCGUUUUGAAAUAUUAAUGAACGAUAUUCGAGCUAAAAUUACAAAUGACUUAAAAAAGAAAUGGAAACCGGAAUUAAUGAUAACAGAUAAUAUUCCUUUCCGAUCAAGAUCUUUAACUGUCCCUGAAACAUUUUCAAAAAACAUUUCUGAAGAUAAAAAGGAAUAUUGGAAUAGAUAUUUAUUACCGAUAACUGAACAGUGUACGGAACAAGAAUUAAUUCCAUCAUUGAUCGUAUUAAACGAGAUAGAAGAAAGUAAAGUUGGGCAAAUAUCACGUGAAGAAAGUUUACAUGCGUUAAAUAAACAAACGAAUAAUAUAAGUGAAGCCAUAGAUAUUCAAGAUAUAAACACUGAAAUUACGUUAAACAAAGCGUUAAAUAAUACGAUGGAAGAUGAAACCGUUGAAAAGAUGAAAUCCCUGUCGGUCGACGAUAUUAAAAACACGAUUCAAAGUGUAACGGAUAAUGUUCAUCGGCUAAAAGAUGAAAUACAAACUUUAGAUGAAGAAUUAAAAAUUUUAAAACGAAAAGAAACUCAAAUUUUAGAACAGAAGAAAAUAGAAGAUGAACUAUUAGAAAAUAAUGUGAAACAAUUAAAAAUUAAAUCAAGAAGCUAUAAAUUGUUACCCAGUAAAGAUGAAAAUGUACAAAAAUUGGAAGAAAUGAUUCAAGCAAGCACUGAAAAGUUAACAAAUCUAGCAAAUCAAUGGAAUAAACAUCGUACAACAUUAAUUGAAGAAUAUCGUAAUUUACGUGAAAUAUCUACUUUAAAAGAUUCAGAAAGCUAUAAAAUCGAAGAAGAAUUUGAGCAAGAAAAGCAAAAAUCUAAAGAACUUGAGAAAGAAAUUGCAAUAAAAAAUGUUCUACAUAAGCAGUUACAAGAUGAAGUUGCACAAUUAUCAAAAACUGUUAACAGAUUUGCAUACACUCAUCGAAUAAUGGAAAUUAUUGGAAAUAUUCGUAAACAAUGUACAGAAAUGGACAAAAUUUUAGAAGAUACGAAACAAUUACAAAAAGAUAUCAAUAAAUUAACCGGGAAAUUAGAUCGAUCUUACGUUUUAACCGAUGAAAUGAUUUAUCGUGACGCAAAACAAGAAGAAACUUCCCGAAAAGCAUAUAAGUUGUUAGUAACAUUACAUUCUGAUUGUAAUGAUAUUAUUGAAGUUGCAAAACAAACGGGAUCAAUUGUACGUGAAAUUCGCGAUUUACAGGAACAAGUUGAUACUGAAAAAUCCUACGAUAUUGGUGCUAGAAUUGAUCGUAUUACUGCUGAUUUGGAACAAGUUCGUAAAGAAACCACAACACUUCAACAAGAAAAAAUGAAUCGAAAGUCUUAGUAAAAUUUUAAUAAUACUCUGAAAUUAAAAAAUCUAAAAACUAUGAGAACUAGAUUCUUAUUAAAAAUAUUCACAUGUCUUUUUAACGAGUGUCACAUGAAAUUAUGUACAGAAUGUUUAAGAAUGAACCAUAGUCGAACCGGGCGUUACAAUUUAGAAAAGUGCCAAAAUAAAAUAAUUUUUGACACUAAAUAAUCCAAAGCCAUGAAAUUCUAGUUGAUUUACGGUUGAACGACAAGUUUCUGACGUUUCGGCUUAAGAAAUUGCUUUGGGAUAUCACCCCUCAUAUAUGAUUUUAGUCGAUAUUUCAGAAACUCUUCGAUCAAUCCGUAAAGAAAACCGAU
This is a messenger RNA of Chrysoperla carnea, 2126 nucleotides long. Its product is annotated as coiled-coil domain-containing protein 22 homolog. Bases 85 to 1782 code for a protein of 565 amino acids. The record is from RefSeq and is a predicted model, not a curated record. Lineage: Eukaryota; Metazoa; Arthropoda; Insecta; Neuroptera; Chrysopidae. Gene Ontology annotation, biological process: positive regulation of ubiquitin-dependent protein catabolic process. The transcript has 8 exons. Gene Ontology annotation, molecular function: cullin family protein binding.